This is a messenger RNA of Lolium perenne, 1500 nucleotides long. RefSeq names its product probable transcription factor KAN3. Gene Ontology annotation, molecular function: transcription cis-regulatory region binding. Gene Ontology annotation, cellular component: nucleus. Gene Ontology annotation, biological process: abaxial cell fate specification; regulation of DNA-templated transcription. NCBI's taxonomy places the organism in Eukaryota, Viridiplantae, Streptophyta, Magnoliopsida, Poales, Poaceae. The record is from RefSeq and is a predicted model, not a curated record.
UCCACUCACUUAAAAGGGGGAGUAUCCAUCCACCUAGCUCAAGCCUCGCAGCUUGCACAAACAAGGAAACUAGAGCGAGAAAAGAGAGUGCUCAAGAGGACACACACAACCUAGCUGCUUGGGGAAAGUGAGAGAUCAAUGGAGCUCUUCCCUUCCCAGCCGGAUCUGUCCCUCCAGAUCGGCCUCCCAGCGAGCGCAACACCCCACGGCCACGAUCACCGCCACGCCAUGGGCGGCAGGUUCUUCGGGCCUCCCACUACCAGCGGCCUGAACCCGUCCAUGGCGCCGUCGCUGCAGCUGCCGUUUCCCAUACCGCCUCUGCCGCUGCCGGUGCCCAUGCCGCAACACCACGCCACAGCGCCAGGCCACCCCGGCCUCUACUACCAAAACCCCCACUCCGUCGCCGUCCCCGAUGGUGGCAUGCUGCGGCCCAUACGGGGCGUGCCGCUGUACCCGACGCCGUUCGCGCCCCCGCCUCCGCACGGUGGCGGUGCCUCCGCCGCGCCGUGCUACUGCGACCCGUGCCACGUCGCCGGAGCCUGGCGUCGCGGCGUUGGGGGGUGCGGCGCGCGCCUCGUCGGGUACCCGGCGCCGAAGCGUGCUGCUCGCGCGCCCCGCAUGCGGUGGACGUCAACGCUCCACUCCCGCUUCGUCCACGCCGUCGAGCUCCUCGGCGGCCACGAGAGGGCGACGCCAAAGGCAGUUCUUGAGCUCAUGGAUGUGAAGGAUCUCACCCUAGCUCAUGUGAAGUCUCACUUGCAGAUGUACAGGACGGUGAAGAAUACCGAAAGGCCGGCAGCCUCGUCAGAUCAAGCCGACGGGUUUGAGAACGGGUCGGCAGGCGAGAUCUGCGACGACAACUUGCUCGACCUGCGCGGCGGUGGUAGGCCGGAGACAGCGGCGGCACGACAUGGAAGGUUGGCUGCAAACGACCAUGACGGCAACAUCGGCGUCGGUGCCGCUCACACUGGCGCCCUGUGGAAUAGCUCUUCGAGGGAGGAGGACUGGUCUGGCUUCCCUUGUGACUCAAACAACGAAAGCAUGCAAUCUUUGAAGGAACAUAUGCAGUCCAAGAGUCUAGAGAUACUAUCAGACAUGAACUCCUGCCUGUCGGAGACGACAUCGAGCACUAGCGAGCCAAACCUUGACUUCACCCUAGGGCGGUCGCACCACCGCCGGAGUUGAAGACCGUCGUCUUCCUCAGGAAGAAUCUUCAGGAGCACUUAGUUGAUUAGUUUGCAUGUUAGAUUGUCCCAGUGCCAUUUUUUGCUGUUCAAAGGGUGUGUUGUGGACAGCAUGAAAUCGGUGAUGAACUAAAGCUAGCUAAGGGUACGUAGGUUGAUCUCCAAUGAAAAAAGCAAGUGUUUGUAGUGAAAAUGUGGCUGAUGUUUAGGACAAUCAAAAGGUCUUUUUUCUUUCUUCUUUCUGUAGUGGUAACAAUGAGGUAGCUAGCUAGGGAAGAAGGGAAUUAAAGGGUGUGCAUGCAUGCAUGUUCUUUCA